AUGCCGCCGCCGCCGACGACGAAGCGCCUGCCCGCCGCGCAGGACUUUCCCUCUGCGAUCACUGUCACCAUCACCCCUCCUCCCCCAGGACACCCACCCACCAACGUCCUUCUCCUCCUCCACGGCCUCGGCGACACCCACGCCCCCUUCGCGCGCCUGGGCGCGCAAAUGUCCCUUCCCGAAACCGCCUGCAUCGCGGUGCGGGCGCCGGCGCCUCUGCCUUUCGAUCUGGGCGGCUUCCACUGGGGCGACGACGUGCUCUUCGACGAGCGCACCGGCGACAUGGACCCGGACGCCGGCUUCAAGACCGCCGCCCGCCUGCUGCUCGACGACGUCGUGCGCGGCGUGCUUGUGCAAAAGUGCGGCUACGCCCUGCGCGAUGUCGUGCUGUUCGGCUUCGCGCAGGGCGGCAUGGCCGCACUGCAGGUGGCCGCCGAGCUCGGCAAGGCGGACGGGGAGCAGGAAUUGGGCGGCGUGGUGAGCGUCGGCGGCGCGGUGCCGGCUAGUGCGUCGUUGUCGGAGGGGAGCAGCACGAAGAAGUUCAAGACGCCUGUGCUGCUGUGCAAGGCGGUCCGCGGCUCGAGCGUGUCGGACGGCGCGGUGAAACGUCUGAAAGAUAGCUUCGAGUUCGUUGAGGUCAAAGAGUGGAAGCGUGUCGGCGACGGCAUGCCUAGCAAUCGGGAUGAGAUGCUGCCCAUAAUGCAGUUCUUUGCCAGAAGGCUCAAGAGUAUGAAAGGAGUACCGCAGGGCGCGGUGGAGAUUUCAUAG
Lasiodiplodia theobromae is the source of this 768-nucleotide messenger RNA. Its product is annotated as Phospholipase carboxylesterase superfamily. Bases 1 to 768 code for a protein of 255 amino acids. Gene Ontology annotation, molecular function: carboxylic ester hydrolase activity; palmitoyl-(protein) hydrolase activity. The transcript has 2 exons. The record is from RefSeq and is a predicted model, not a curated record. Gene Ontology annotation, biological process: protein depalmitoylation. Gene Ontology annotation, cellular component: cytoplasm. Lineage: Eukaryota; Fungi; Ascomycota; Dothideomycetes; Botryosphaeriales; Botryosphaeriaceae.